Trypanosoma theileri is the source of this 1626-nucleotide messenger RNA. RefSeq lists its product as uncharacterized. NCBI's taxonomy places the organism in Eukaryota, Euglenozoa, Kinetoplastea, Trypanosomatida, Trypanosomatidae. The record is from RefSeq and is a predicted model, not a curated record. The coding region runs from base 1 to 1626 and encodes 541 amino acids. The transcript has a single exon.
AUGACAUGUGUGUUAGUUGACUUUGACUGUAGCACGGUUGUGUACGGUGGGUGGUCGCCGGCGGAGUUGCAUCAAUGUGCCCCGCAGGCGGAUGUACUUGUCAGCCGUCAGCCAGCAGUCGCCAUUGUAGAAACAAUCGCUGCCCGUCUGCGUCCUUCUAUGUUGUUCGCCCCGUUUGAAACCCUGCGCUGUUUUUGGAAUCCACUCCAGCAGGAGUUGCCAACAGCCGCGGAGGUGCUACGCUCCGGGGGUACAUGCUGUAUGCAAGUCUCAUGGAAUAACAGGAGCGCACGUCCGUCGGCGUCAACAGAUGAUAUGACGGAAAAGGGGAUAUGGUUUAGGUUUGUAUCUACUUUUCAACACAGAAAAUAUAGCUUUGAACGAUCACCAAAGCAGUUGGCAGUUUUUCUUAGUGUAUUACAAGUAAGUUUCCCACAUCUUUUGGUGCCUGUAGCAAAAGAACCUACACUUCAGGUGGCUCGAGCCCUAAUAAGCUUUAUUGAGAAUCACGCAGAAGAACUCUGUGCAUACCUCCCUCUGCUUUAUUUCUUCUAUGAAGUAGAUGAUAGAAGUGUUGUUAACUUCUUUAACCUUUUAGAAGAACUUGUACAUCGAAGACAAGUAAACGAAUGCAACCUGAACGAUGCUCUUAGACCUAGAGAAUCAUCAUGGUUUGGCUGGAAUGCACCAAAACCAAUAUCAGGGGAAAUUAAUCUAUCAGAUGAUAUUUCUUUUAUGGAUGCAAAUGCAGACCGACUACCUCAAACAUUGAAAACGAAAUUUUUGUUUGUUCGAGCAAGAAUGGAGGCAUUAAAGCGAGCACAAGAUGCCGCGGUAGCCCUUCGGGAAGCACUAAUAGAAGAUGUAGAAGCCUUUGAGUCUACUGUAGAGCUGCUUGGACGCUCACAGGGGAAACUUAUGCGGUAUGGUUGUGAGGGAUGGAGUACACCAUCUAAUUUGUCAACUUCUUCUAGAGGAAAUGGAGAAGAAGAAGAAGAAGAAGAAAGAAAAAAACAGCAGUAUCUUCAACAGAAUGAGGAUACACGACGUUAUGUUGUAGGAGAUACGGAUAUACAAAUAGUAAAAGAGGCUAUCAUAGAAUUUAUGAAUGUUGCGAGUGUAUUACGAGGGCAAGUAUUUGGGCCUAUUCUCACUGCACUGGUAGAUUCUGUGCGGACAUCUGAGGUAACAGCAGAUGCGCAAUAUAGAUAUUUAAGGUCUGUACUCAGUUGUGCCAGAAUCGUUAUAUACAAUGAACCAUUUAUUACGGGAGCAAAGGAUAUUCCCAGGAGUUCUCAGGUAGCACAGAAUCGUUUAUUACUUCGUCAGGUGAGUGAACAUCAUGGAAAAAUGCGUCAAUUACUAAGAGCAUUUAAAUUACAUAUAGAUGAUGAAUUACGCAUAUCGGAACGAGUAAUGCAUAAAUCUCUUCUUUCUUGUUGUACGCAUUGUUUUCAGGCUUUUACUACUUUCUACGAUGCCUUUGAAGCACGACAUCACACGAAACUUAUUCCAACUGGUGGUCGACGAGAUUCACCUGUUCAUCCCUUAUUGCAGUUAUUCUAUAAUACUGAAGAGGAACAAUGCAAAGAAGGGGAUCAUACAGAAGAUCAGAGUGAUAUGUAA